Paramisgurnus dabryanus is the source of this 3455-nucleotide messenger RNA. It is a transcript of the gene msna, whose product is annotated as moesin a. The record is from RefSeq and is a predicted model, not a curated record. Gene Ontology annotation, molecular function: actin binding. Gene Ontology annotation, cellular component: cytoskeleton. NCBI's taxonomy places the organism in Eukaryota, Metazoa, Chordata, Actinopteri, Cypriniformes, Cobitidae.
UGCGUGUGGGACACAAAGCAGCACAUAACGGGGCCUGUGCAGAUCGGGCGGAGUUUAGCAAAACGCGCUUUGCUGUGCCUCCAUCGGCAGGGCUGGGUGUGGUUUUCAAAAACUCAGUUCCGUUAGCAGGAAAUCGACUCUAGGACCGCUAGUACUUCUGUGAGCGACAAAGACGCAUACAAAAGUGAAAUUUGUUCGGAAUCUAGGAGAGAUCCGAGGAGAAGCUUUUUCCAGAAGGCCCGUGACGGUGGUUCGCUCUUUAGCGUGGACAUCAGCCGAUGGGAAAAAGUUUGUCUGUCUGCUAACUUCAUUGUAUCAGCUCAGUUUGUGACAUCCGCGAGAGAAGAGAUCAAAUACAGUCAAAAUGCCGAAAACGAUCAGCGUUCGCGUGACUACGAUGGAUGCGGAGUUGGAGUUUGCCAUCCAGCCCAGCACCACUGGGAAACAGUUAUUUGAUCAGGUGGUGAAAACCAUCGGUUUGAGAGAGGUUUGGUUCUUUGGGCUGCAGUACCAGGACACCAAAGGCUUUUCCACUUGGCUUAAACUCAACAAAAAGGUUACAGCUCAGGAUGUUCGUAAGGAAAGUCCUCUGCUGUUUAAAUUCCGGGCCAAGUUUUAUCCUGAAGAUGUUUCAGAGGAGCUGAUUCAAGAGGCCACUCAAAGACUUUUCUUCCUUCAGGUGAAAGAGGCAAUUCUCAACGACGACAUCUAUUGUCCCCCUGAGACCGCAGUGCUGUUGGCGUCUUACGCAGUGCAGGCCAAAUAUACUGACUACAACAAAGACGCUCACACACCAGGAUACCUGUCCAGUGAGAAACUGCUCCCACAGAGGGUUCUUGAGCAACACAAGCUGAGUAAAGAGCAGUGGGAGGAAAGAAUUCAGGUCUGGCACGAGGAGCACAAGGGCAUGUUGAGAGAGGACUCGAUGAUGGAAUAUCUGAAGAUAGCUCAAGAUCUGGAGAUGUACGGGGUGAACUAUUUCAGUAUUAAGAAUAAGAAAGGGUCAGAGCUCUGGCUGGGAGUCGAUGCCCUGGGACUCAACAUCUAUGAGCAGAACGACAAGAUGACACCAAAAAUUGGUUUCCCCUGGAGUGAGAUCAGAAACAUUUCUUUCAAUGAUAAGAAAUUUGUCAUCAAACCCAUUGAUAAAAAAGCCCCGGACUUUGUCUUCUAUGCCCAGCGUUUGCGCAUUAAUAAGCGAAUUCUGGCCUUGUGCAUGGGCAAUCACGAGCUUUACAUGAGACGCCGUAAACCAGACACCAUUGAGGUCCAGCAGAUGAAGGCACAGGCCAAAGAAGAGAAGAACCACAAGAAGAUGGAAAGGGCUUUGCUGGAGGAUGAAAGAAAAAAGAGGGAACAAGCAGAAAAGGAGAAGGAAAAGAUUGAAAAAGAAAAAGAGGAGCUGAUGGAGAGACUCAAAAUGAUUGAGGAACAGACCAGAAAAGCUCAGCAAGAGCUGGAGGAACAGACCCGCAGGGCACUGGAGCUGGAUCAAGAGCGUAAACGUGCUCAAGAGGAGGCGGAGCGUCUGGAGCGGGAGCGCCGCAUGGCGGAGGAGGCCAAAACGACUCUGCUGCAGCAAUCUGAGAACCAGAUGAAGAACCAGGAGCACCUGGCCACUGAACUGGCAGAGUUAACCUCGAAGAUCUCAUUGCUUGAGGACGCCAAAAAGAAGAAAGAGGAAGAAGCAUCAGAAUGGCAGAUGAAGGCCAUGGUAGUGCAGGAGGACCUGGAGAAGACUAAAGAGGAGCUGAGAAAUAAAGUGAUCGCGACCCAUGUGCAAGAACCCGUGCACGGUGAAAACGACAAUGAUGAGGGUGACGAGAGUAGCGCAGAGGCCAGCGCUGAACUGACCACCGCAGCAGAUUAUAAAGACAGGAGCGAGGAGGAACGCAUGACGGAAGCAGAGAAGAACGAACGAGUGCAGAAACAUCUGCUGGCUCUGACUUCUGAGCUCGCCAACGCUCGGGACGAGACCAAGAAGACCCAGAACGACAUGAUCCACGCAGAGAAUGUACGAGCGGGACGCGACAAGUACAAGACGCUUCGCCAGAUCCGCUCCGGAAACACCAAACAGCGAAUCGAUGAGUUUGAGUGCAUGUAAUGUACCACAGUAGGCCAGCAGGGGGCACUGCAGCCUGCCUUAUGCAUCAUAUCUGCAGAGAAACUUCAGUACCCACAAUGCAUCACUCCAUCAGCCAAACAGGCAAACAAAAUAAAGCCAAAUAUAUAGAAUAAUCCUGCACAAUUCACAAUCCCUUUAAUUUAGGAGUAUUGUUUGGGUUACUGCAUUAUAAUUGGGGAGAUUUAUUUUUUGCUUCUUGUUUUCACCUAGGUGUAGCUCUUUUAAUAGUAAACACAUUAACGGUUUACUGAGUAGUUGAACUAAAGGGUUUUAAUUUCGGAAAGAGCAAGACGGGAUUUCGGAAGAAUUCAAAGUAUAAAGACAUUCCAGUGUUGGGAAUAAACGAAAGCACACUCCAGAGAGAAAGGACCAAUCGUAUGCCAGCGUGCCAAGACCGUAAUUCAACGUAGCUGAUAGUUUAUCAGACUACACAGUGCCAUUGUGAUGGUGUAAUAGCCUAGCUAUGAUAAGUCGCAUUAACAUUGCAUCUCCCUUACUUUUCUAAUUGGAUGACUAUAGUACCGAUUAAACACAUGCUUAUGAUCUGCUACCUGCUGCCAGUCAACCAGCCUGCCAAAACAGGUGGCUUAUGAGAGCAAAAAAAUGUGCGUGUGUGUGCGAAUGAGAGAGAGCGAGAGAGAGAGAGAGCGUGUCUGUGUGUCAUCCCUGUUGAAAAUAACUUUAGUUAUAGUUUCUCACUGCUGCAGGUUUGUGGCUGCUCCCUGUUUGAGCCUUUUCACUGAAGAAAGACAGAAAAUAUCAAACUGUAUUUUUAGUUUAGUUUUUAAUCAUUAUUCUUAUUUUAAGCUUUUUUCUUUUGAAGGACAAGAGACUGUUUUGUUGUUUUUGAGGCAUUUGAAUCCUUUUUGCAGUAUUAUUUUGAAGAUUCCUUUAGUAGACACAUCUUCUGGGAUUAAAUUUCUUCCUUUAUGUCUGAGCAGUAUUUACCCAGAGUGUACACAGUUUUGAGUAGCCCCGCACCUGUAGGCAGUGCCUUAGUUGUUUUUGUAAUCUCUAUUCAUUUUUAUUUCAUGUAGCAAUAUGCUGCACUGAAGCAAUACGACGUCCCCGGCUGCUUUUGAAGAGUUUAUUCUUUAUUUGGUUCUUACACUUGAAUGAUCUGAGCUGUUUUGAUACAUAAGAACAUAGAUCUCUUUUACGCUUGUUCUUAUUAUAUAUACAACUUUCUUGCUACCUGGGUGACGUAACCGUUCAGAAUUUGACGUUUCCUGCCCUUGGGCCGCAGGUGGCUUUUUGUCAGCCAAUCGCAGAACAGAUUGCUGCUUAAAAUGUUUCCAUUGCAACUGUCAAUAAAAUAUUAAAAUCAUUA